AUGGCGAAAGUGGCGUCGUCAGGAGCGGAAGACGCUCUGGCCAGCGUCGACGGAGGACCUCCAGCUAGGAAUUUCCGAAAGGCCGAGGCAUUCGUCAUGUCGGGCGACGUGCUCAUCUCGCGAAAUAGGAAUGUGUCAAGCACAUACGCAAAGCUCCUUGGCGAUCAACUACCCCCGGGGACAGCAGUCGUUUCCAACACCCCGCCAAACCAACUGUCACGUGCGUCCACAUCGGCUGGUGUCGCUUUCCCGUCGAUGCAACGAAGCGGGAGUAGCGCCGGAUCGAAGAUAUCGCGGCUCCCGGUAUCAACGAGUCAAAUUGAGCGAAAACUUUCGAGGAAGACGUCAGAAGACUCGCCGAGUGCCAUCAGAAUGCACAAAACGGCGCCGAUCGAACGGAUGGAGAGCACCGAUGUGGAGGAGGAGGAGGAGAGUGGCGAUUCUGGAGAGAUGGUGAUGGUGACGAUGACGGAAAUCACUACAGAUGAGAAGGAGAACGAGUCGAUGGAAGUGAGAAAUGAGCAGUUUGUUGUCGUCACCGAAGAGGUCAUAAAAUCUCCCAACGAGGAGAUCGUCAACAAGAGUCUUCGAAGUGGGAUGUUCACAAUGCCGUCGAGCAACAACAAUACCAGUUACUCGUACAACUCGUCGCCACAGCUCUCCGCUGAAUCUCCACACUUGAAGGGGGCUAAUGAAGAUGCUCCAGACGCUCCAGACUACGACGACGUCGUUGAAGAUGAGGCGGAUAGCUCGAAGCCGUCGAGAAGCAGCGAUAAGGACACACCAUCGAAGCGAUCGGUAGUGACAAUCGAUGCUCCUUCCUCGUUCGACGCAGAAGACGCCAAUCAUGCCUAUUAUAGUGCAAUCGAGACGACACCGAAGCACCACUCUUCACUUCGGAAGCAAAUCUUCUCAAAAACGAGCUCGGCGAGCCCAUCACUACACGCUGCAGAGGUCCGUAGCCCCUCUAGAAGCAUUCAAGACCAGGCGCCGAGCACCUCGAUGAGCUCAGUUGGAGGAGAUAGAGAGGCGUCGCAGGUGGCACGGAAGCUCUACGAACUGAAGACGUGCACGGCGAGUGAUGUGGCGGAUCGACUCAACGAGCAGAAUGAUUUCGCGUUCCUGGUACUCGUCAAGUAUCUGGAACUAUUCCAGUUCUCAACCACACGGAUCGAUGCGGCGCUCAGGGAAUUUUUGAGUCGAGUGGAGCUUCGUGGAGAGUCUUCUGCACGCGAACGUCUUCUUCGCGUCUUCUCAGCGAGAUAUUUGGAGUGUAAUCCAUCGAUUUUCGAUGGGUUGGAUGAAGUGCACACUCUCACAUGUGCUCUCUUACUUUUGAAUUCCGAUUUGCACGGACCGAAUACGGGAAAGAAGAUGACUGCGAGGGACUUCAUCACGAAUAUCGGACACACCGGGUGCUCAUUCAAACGGGAAAUGCUGAAGACGUUGUAUCAGAGUAUCAAGGAUAAUGCGAUAUCACUUCAACACUCGUCAGCGAGAAGUUCCGCUGCGUCGAGUGUCAAACAGCAGAGAGUUUAUGAGGUGGAUCCAGAUUCAGUCGUCGAGUAUCACAGCUCGUUUGUCAUGCGGAAAUAUGUCAGAGAGGCGGAUGGUGUGAAAACUCCAUUCGGUCGCCGCAGCUGGAAAAUGGUGUACGCUCGACUGCGUGGACUCGUUCUCUACUUUGACACCGAUGAGCAUCCGAGAGCGACGAGUCGAUACGCGUCCCUGGAAAACGCGGUGUCCCUCCAUCACGCGCUCGCCGAACCAGCGACAGACUACACGAAGAAGUCGUACGUCUUCCGAGUGCGGAUCGCUCACGGCGGAGAGAUUCUGUUCCAGACGAGCAACGAGACGGAUAUGAACGAAUGGUGUGGGAAGAUCAACUUUGUCGCCGCCGCCUUCUCCUCGCCAACACUCCCGCUUCCGGUGACGUCGAAACCGGAGACCGCGCCGAUGCCACGACUGCCACGUCUUCCGUGUUUGGCACCGAUCGAUAAGCAGUUGAAGACUCACGAAGCGCGGGUCGCCGAGUUGAGUGAAAUGAUCGAGAUCGUGAUGCAAUCGGUGUAUCCAGAGAGACCGCAGCGACAGAUUCUGGAUAGAUUAGUGUUGUUAGGAUUUGAGAAACGCCGCUACACGACGUACAUCAACGUUCUCCGUCAAAGCCUUCCCGAUCGAAAGGUCUCCUCCGCCACCACGAUGAACGUCGUCAUGUCACCGAAGCACCGUCUACAUCAUCAGAAUCCGAAGACGUCAACGACGACGACUACAAUUUGCGAGGAUCGUCUGAGUUACACGGACGCUGUCAACAGUGGUGGACAUUGA
Caenorhabditis remanei is the source of this 2328-nucleotide messenger RNA. RefSeq lists its product as uncharacterized. Bases 1 to 2328 code for a protein of 775 amino acids. NCBI's taxonomy places the organism in Eukaryota, Metazoa, Nematoda, Chromadorea, Rhabditida, Rhabditidae. The transcript is spliced from 7 exons. The record is from RefSeq and is a predicted model, not a curated record. Gene Ontology annotation, biological process: regulation of ARF protein signal transduction. Gene Ontology annotation, molecular function: phospholipid binding; protein binding; guanyl-nucleotide exchange factor activity.